ACAUAUAGUUGCGACGUCUGACUAACGACUAACGACUCAUUGUAGACCGGGCCUUAAAGUUACACGUCGGCGAUUUCUGUUGGUUAAAAUUCGUACCAUCGGAUAAAUUCGCACGGAAUACCGAGUGCACAUAGUAACUUCGUGCGAUCGUACGUUUUUUGUGUUUCCUUUCCUGUCGCGUGUGAUUUUUUGUGAUUAAUUGUGAGGCGUUACACAAAGUGCUAUGAAAUCCCAUUAAUCGUCACUCGAGAUCUGGUCAAUCACGUCGCGAUUUGCCAUCGAUGCUUGGCGAGACAGAUAUCGUCGCAUCGAUAGUUGAAAGUUACACGUCGGCGAUUUCUGUUGGUUAAAAUUCGUACCAUCGGAUAAAUUCACAAGGAAUACCGAGUGCAAAUAGUAACUUCGUGCGAUCGUACGUUUUUCGUGUUUCCUUUCCUGUCGCGUGUGAUUAAUUGUGGGGUGUUACACAAAGUGCCACGAAAUCCCAUUAAUCGUCACACGAGAUCUGGUCAGUCAUGUCACGAAACCGCAGCGUCGGCCGCCGCGGGACGAGCGAGGCAGGCUCGGAAGCCACCCUUGCUCUCGAAGGCGUGAAAAAGGAGAGGGGACCCCCGGCUCCGUAAUUCCGAAUCGAGCUAUCGAGUUCGAUGUCCGGCGUGACGGGAGGAGGAACGCGGGAAUUUGCAAGAAACCGAGGCGGGACUUUCUUCACGUUCCCGUGCGAUAAAGAGAAGCUGGGGCAUAGUUAAUAAUCAGCGCGCAGAGCAGCGAGGCGUUGACACUCACCGUGAAGAAAAAAGACGGAGAAGGCGAAAGAGAGAGUUGACAGUUGCGGGAUCAACUGAAAUCCUCGGCUUCCGCUAGUAAAAAAUAAACGUUAGUCGUUCGGCAGUGAUAAGCGAAGAGAACGGUUAGCAACCGAUUGAGAGCUACACAAUUAAACCGGUCACCGGAUGGUUGGACAAGAGUCGAGCGCGAAGAUCUUCGAGGACGAGAGCGCUCUUCGAGCUUUCAAGUCUCGCCGGCGCGGUGGAGAGAGAGAGGCAACGAGAGGGAAACGAGUGAGGCUACGUGACGCGCGGGACUCGUCAUUUUCGAAAUACCGGCAAGUCGCGAUAAGAUAGCGAACGGCCGUUGGACGAUAAUAAACAGUCGCGCCCGCCGAGGGGGGUCGUGAUUCUCGGUGUCGAAGGACGCGCGGUUGGCAUUGUUGAUAGUCGCGGGGCAGCCGCCUCGGGGAAAGGAGCUCGAGUGCGCGCUCGCUCGAUUCGGAGCUUCGACGUGAAUCGAGAUUGCGCAAGAUCGUCGCCGGAAAAGGAGGCCCGCGUUACUCAACGCGCCGUUAAGGAUCUCGCGCGCGAGGGAAGAGUCGUACGCGCCAGGCGGAAUCUCGUAAUCGCGGUUACGUUCGUUCGCCAGGUGGAGAAGGACGCAAUCGAUCGGCCACGGCUCCCUCGCGGUCGCCGGGAAUUGGCGGCGAAGGCUCUAAUUAACGCUGCCGUUAAUAGCUCCGUGCCUGAGCAGCGACGACUUCGGCCGAUGAUUAAUAGAUAACCGUCGAUCAAACAUACCUGAUCGGGGAUCGAGGAACGAGAGCGGACUCCCGCUGUUUCUUUUCGAGAUAACAGCUUUGUGCCUCGACACUGCGAUGUAAUUAUCGAUUCCCACUCGAUCUACAUAAUCCUCAAACAGCCGAACGAGACUCGUCCGUUCUCUCCUUCGCUCUUUUCACGGAAACGGGAGAGAAUUCAACGGAGAUUAAUUAGCGAUCGGUGAUUACACCGCCGCGGAAUUGAACAGUGGCGACUCGAGCAGAUAAUUGACGCCACGGCAAUUAAUUCCGCGAGUGCGUCGCUCGCGAUUGUCGCGUGUGUGCCCGAGAGGUACAUCGGAUUGUGCGCGCGAGUGGUCAGUGUCCUGCCGCGGGCCAGGAUGUGAGCGCAGCGGUAAAGUGCAAAGUGAUGUAAUUGGUGCGUCCGCCGCGGAGGCGAUGUGUGAUGCCAGCCCAGCCCGAAUGACACUUGGCCCACGCAGCUGAUGACAAACGUAAACAGGAUCAAGGUGGUCGUCCUCGGCGGCCCCAGAGUCGGCAAAUCAGCUGUGGUUGUGCGGUACUUGACGAGGCGAUACAUCGGCGAGUACAGCUCGACCAGCGAUUUUCUCUACCGACACAGCGUCACUAUCGACAAUGUCACGACGGAGGUCGAGAUACUUGACACGUCCAGGUGCGAGGAGAACGGCUGCCUGUACUCGCAUAUACGAUGGGGCGAGGCCUUCGUCGUGGUCUACAGCGUGACAUGUAAGCGGAGCUUUCAGGAAGCCCGUGGACUUCUCAAGCAACUCGCGGAUCUGCGCCUGCCGUCCUAUUUCACCGCCCUCCUGCUCGGCAACAAGAGAGAUUUGGAUCAUGCACGAGAAGUGUGCGUGGAUGAGGGCCAGCAGCUGUCACUGGCGCACGGAUGUCAGUUUUACGAGGUGAGCGCCGCGGAGAGUCCCGCGGGAGCGGCGUUGGCCUUCCAGGCGCUCCUGCGGGAGGCGAGGUCGGUCCAGCUUCUGCGAGCGUUGCCGAUCCGCAGGAAGCUGGGCGUGCACUCGGUCUCGAGAGUCCUCGGGACAAUCUUCGGCAAGAACACCACCAAGGAUCGUAAGAAGAGGCCGUCGUUGAGCAUAUGACGCCUUCUAUGCGCCCUCCUCCUCGGAGGACGAGAUGAGCCAGGCAGGAGAACCGACAUCGUCGUCCUCAGCAGCAACGUCUACUCCAAUCGCUGACGAGGUCCGAGCCAAGGAUGUAGAAUUUCCCUUGUGCCUUCCUGAAAAAAGGCCGCCAUCAUCGGGAUCAGAAGACCGUUCUCGGUCUUGCCAGCGUCCUUUCUUUCAAGAACCUUGAAGAGAAAUGCAUUUGCCAAUCAAUCUCCAAGGCAGUCAAACUCGGUCCUGAAGCAUGUUAGAGGACCUAAACUCCGAGGACAUAAGACUGAUUUUCUGGCUUUGAGGACACGCACGGUCCAAGGAACAACACUCCCUGGAAGUCCGUCGUGCGAAAUGUUUAAGGGCUCUUUUCAACAUCUGGCAGCCGAAAGAUCCAGACUCCGAAAAAGUUUCAGUCGUGGAGGGCGACACUUAUUUUUUGAAAAGAAAACUGUUUCGUGUGCCGAAGAAGAAUAUUUACAUGGUGUUUGCGUGUGAUCGCACUUGCAGUGGCGGGAGAGAAGCGCGUCGACGAUCAGAGAUCGUUUGCGAUACGCACGAUGCAAAGGUACUUUUUUUAAAUAUUGCAAUAAUUUCACAGUGAUUACAAGUGACUGGCAAGUUGUUCCUGAAUGACGUAGUCUUUAGAACCGUUUAUCGUGAAUGAUCUUACGGUUGCGAAUCGCUCCGCAAUCGGUUCCGCGAGUGUAACUUUUAUAAUUUGGGAUACAUACAAUACUUGCAUAUCACUCGGUCUUUUAAGAGAUUAACCCUAAACAGUGUAUAGGAAACCAUAAGCUGUCUUGUGUUAUUUUUUUCCGUGAUAUUUAUAAAUCAAAAUUUUUCCAAGAAUAUUCAUAUAUAAUUUUU
This is a messenger RNA of Vollenhovia emeryi, 3558 nucleotides long. Its product is annotated as ras-related and estrogen-regulated growth inhibitor-like. The transcript has 6 exons. The record is from RefSeq and is a predicted model, not a curated record. Gene Ontology annotation, molecular function: GTPase activity; GTP binding. The coding region runs from base 2038 to 2673 and encodes 211 amino acids. Lineage: Eukaryota; Metazoa; Arthropoda; Insecta; Hymenoptera; Formicidae.